AUGGCGGGGCCGGGGCCCGGGCCGGCUCCUCCGCGCCUGGCGCUGGCCCUGGCCCUGCUCGCCGCGCUGCUGGCCGUCAAGUACUACCGGGACGCGGAGGCGGCGCGGCGCCAGGAGCUGGCCCUGAAGUCCUUGGGGAACGAGGGGCUGUUCCUCUUCUCCUCUCUGGACACAAACAAGGACCUGUACCUGAGCCCAGAGGAGUUCAAACCCAUCGCUGAGAAGCUCACAGGGGUUGCUCCAGUCUCAGAAGCAGAAGAGGAGGAGGCGCCAGAUCCAGAUGGGGAGACUUUGUCCAUUGUGGCCAAAUUCCAGCCCUUGGUCAUGGAAACAAUGACGAAGAGCAAGGAUGGUUUCUUGGGAAUUUCUCACGUGGCUCUGUCUGGGCUGAGGAACUGGACGGCCCCAGCAGCCCCUAUGAGUGUCCUGCUUGCCAGGCAGUUUAAAGCCUUUCUCCCUCCAAAGAAUGAUCUGGAACUUGGGGAUCCGUGGUGGAUAAUCCCCAGUGAACUGAACAUCUUCACCGGCUAUCUCUCCAACAACAGGUUUUACCCUCCACCUCCCAAGGGCAAAGAGGUGAUCAUCCACAAGCUGCUGAGCAUGUUCCACCCGCGGCCCUUCGUGCGGACGCGCUUUGCCCCGCAGGGAGCCGUGGCCUGCAUCCAGGCCAGCAGCAGCUUCUACUACACCAUCGCAUUCCGGAUCCACGCUGAGUUCCAGCUGAACGAGCCACCGAACUUCCCCUUCUGGUUUUCCCCGGGGCAGUUCACAGGUUACAUUGUCCUGUCCAAGGACUCUUCCCACGUCAGGGACUUCAGGCUCUUUGUUCCUAACAACAGGUCCCUGAACGUGGACAUGGAGUGGCUGUACGGGGCGAGCGAGAGCAGCAACAUGGAAGUGGACAUUGGAUACCUGCCCCAGAUGGAGCUGGAAUCCACAGGGCCUUCGAUCCCCACCGUGAUCCACGACGAGAACGGGAACGUGCUGGACAGCAGGGACCCCUCUGGGGAGCCCAUCCAGUUUGUGUUCGAGGAGAUCACCUGGCAGCAGGAGAUCCCCUGGCAGGAGGCAGCCCACAGGCUGGAAGUGGCCAUGUAUCCAUUUAAGAAGAUCUCCUACCUGCCCUUCACAGAAGCCUUUGAGAGAGCACAAGCAGAGAAGAAGCUGGUGCACUCCAUCCUGCUCUGGGGUGCCCUGGAUGACCAGUCCUGCUGAGGUUCGGGGCGAACUCUGCGGGAGACCGUCCUGGAGAGUUCGCCCAUCCUCGCCCUGCUGAACGAGAGCUUCAUCAGCAGCUGGUCCCUGGUGAAGGAGCUGGAGGAGCUGCAGAGCAACAGAGAGAACGAGUUCUACAGCAAACUGGCCGAGCUGCACCUGGAGAAAUACAACUUCCCUGUGGAGAUGAUCAUCUGCCUCCCCAACGGCACGGUGAUUCACCAUAUCAAUGCCAACUAUUUCCUGGACAUCACUUCUAUGAAGCCCGAAGAUGUUGAAAGCAGCAUCUUUAGUUUCUCAAGCAAUUUUGAAGACCCUUCAACUGCAACUUACCUCCAGUUCCUGAAGGAAGGGCUGCACAGAGCAAAACCAUACCUGCAGCCCUAAAACCAGGCACCUGAAUGCCCCGCUGAGAUGGCCAAAGACUCCAGAGAUCUAUUUUGAUUACAGCAAGCCCCUCAUCCCCAUGCCAGACGUUGGUGUUGAACUGCAGGCGGUCCCAGGCCGGGGCUGUGCUCUGGAUCUUGGGUUGAGGCUGAGUUCCAGGCGGUUCCAGUUUGCACAACCUGCCCUUUUCAGUUCAGGCACAUUUUUUACAGGGGUGAAAAGACUUGAAUCCAUUCCCAGUGCACAUGCCUGGGCGUGCCACCCACCCUUAUUUCUCUCCUUUAAGGCUGGUGCAGCUGUGUAAGGCCACAAUUCCUCAUCUCCAGGACUGAGUGCAGCGGGGAGCAGCACUGGAUCCCGACUGAACGCUCGUGGUGAGGACAGAGCCAGCAGCCCUGGGCAGCCCUGGGCAGUGACAGUCUGUGGGACAGGACUGUGGCAGAGCUGAGCACGAGCUCCGAGCCGCGCCCUGGGUGACGGUGGCCUCGCUCCUGGGGGAGGUGCUGAGGGUGGCCUGGGGACACCAGGAGUGAGAACUGAUGCCUUGAGCUUUGGUGCAGCUCAGAGGGGUCAGGUGAGGAUCAGUGAGAGCCCCCAGUGCCCCCAGGCUGAAGGACACAGCAGUGAGCAGUGUCCCACCCAUCCAUCCAUCCCUCCAUCCUUCCCCAGCAGCUCUGGGAGCUUCUCCCAGUGUCCCCUUGGAGCUCUGUCCUUGUGUGCUUUGAGCUCCCAGGUCGUGCUGGGCGAGGAACCAUGAGGUUCCCCCUGGGAACUGCCCUGAGAGCAUCACCUGGGUGAGAACUGGGCAGUUCUAAAAGCCACAAGUACAAAAAGGUAUUUUCAGGAAUUUUUUUCCAAAGAGAUUGUUCAGACAAGAAGCCAUUAUCCCCUACCUGAAGCCACCCUGAGCAGUUGCUCCUUCUCUGUGCCAACGCCUGGAUGCAGAGUGAGCAUCAUUUUGUAAUUUGGAGAAGGAAAGGUUCAGUGAAGUGGGUUUCUUACAGACCUGUGAGGAGACAAAGCAUCUCCAGUAGCUGCCUGCAGCCAGCCCUGGCUGGUGAUGCUUUUUCUGCUCUCUGAAGCACAAUUUUUGUUGGACCAAAUCAAAUUAAGGGAAAUUUUUUUUUUUUUUUAAGGGUUAUUUUCAUUCCAGGGCUCCAGGUCCUGGGGGUGGCAAUUAUCCCGUCCCCACCCUGCCCAGCCUUCCUGUCCUUACCUGAGCCUGGAGACUGAGCUCAGCUGCACCUCUGGGCUGAACCAGUGUCACUUCACUAAUUGCUCUAGUGAUGUUAAUUAAUGACCCCGGGACGUUU
Messenger RNA from Hirundo rustica (Barn swallow), 2915 nucleotides. It is a transcript of the gene SELENON, whose product is annotated as selenoprotein N. Gene Ontology annotation, biological process: calcium ion homeostasis; skeletal muscle fiber development. The record is from RefSeq and is a predicted model, not a curated record. NCBI's taxonomy places the organism in Eukaryota, Metazoa, Chordata, Aves, Passeriformes, Hirundinidae. The transcript is spliced from 12 exons. Gene Ontology annotation, cellular component: endoplasmic reticulum membrane.